CGCAGCAGCCUUCGGGAAAUCUCUUCGCUACCCGGUAGAUAAGAUAAAACCGCCACCAGGGCAGCCCCCCACUCCGCCAUGUAUAAAUACUCUUCUCAGCUUCCCUCUGAAAACCCUUCCGAAUUAAUUCAGCGUAUCUGGUAAUUGUUAUUUGUUUUUGGUUCGUGACAAAAUCAUAAGAAAAGGGGUAGAAGAAAAUUAACCAAGGUCGAAGAUGCUGGCAAUAUUUCACAAGGCGUUUGCUCACCCGCCGGAGGAGCUGAACAGUCCGGCGUCCAAGAAGCGGAAGCUGCCGGAGGAGACUCUCCGGGACUUUAUCGCAGCCCAUCCCGACAACACCUUCUCUCUGAGCUUCGGACAGUCCGCUGUCCUCGCUUACGUCCCGCCUGAAACCCCUCACUGCCUUCGUCAGAGGUUGUUUUGCGGGGUGGAUGAAAUAUACUGCCUGUUCAUGGGGAGCUUGAACAACCUCUGCCACCUGAUCCGGCAGUACGGGCUGUCCAAGGGCACGAACGAGGCCAUGUUCGUGAUCGAAGCUUACCGGACUCUCCGGGACCGGGGGCCAUAUCCGGCUGACCAGGUCGUCAAGGAUCUGGACGGAAGCUUCGCCUUCGUUGUCUACGACAGCAAAGUUGGCUCAGUUUUUGCCGCCUUGGGGUCUGAUGGGGGAGAGAAGCUGUACUGGGGCAUAGCGGGGGACGGGUCGGUGGUGAUAUCGGACGAUGUGGGGGUGAUAAAGGCGGGGUGUGCCAAGUCAUAUGCCCCGUUUCCGACGGGGUGCAUGUUCCACAGCGAAGGGGGGCUGAUGAGCUUCGAGCAUCCGAUGAACAAGAUGAAGGCGAUGCCCAGGAUCGACAGCGAGGGGGUUAUGUGUGGAGCCAACUUCAAGGUGGAUGUCUACUCCAGGGUUAACUCCAUCCCUCGUACCGGCAGCGAGGCCAAUUGGUCCCAUUGGGAUAGGGAUGAGUGAUGAGUCCCCCAAUUAUCAUUAACAACACUGCUCCUGCUGCCCAACUCUCUUGUCUCUGUCUGUCUGUCUGUCUCUCUCUCUCUCUCUCUCUCUCUCUCUCUCGCUUUGCUUCGUGGUUAUUCAGAAAGAAAUAUGUAACUUAGUCCUGUUUAAGGUUUCACCGUCUACCUAUAUAUGUAUAGUAACUUUCUACCCUUUCAUUAGGGUUUGCGGGGGGAAGACUGUAGAUGUAGUCCAAUAAAAUAUGGGUAAUGUUUACCACACAAAAACUGGGAUUAUAUAUAUUUCUUUAAUUGUUUUCGCCUCAUUAACAUGUAAUAAAUAGGUUUUAUUUAAAAGUAAUAUAUAUGCUUUGUACUGUAUUUAAGCAAUUAAUUAAUGGGCGCAGUUUAACA
This is a messenger RNA of Diospyros lotus (date-plum), 1365 nucleotides long. Its product is annotated as stem-specific protein TSJT1-like. Lineage: Eukaryota; Viridiplantae; Streptophyta; Magnoliopsida; Ericales; Ebenaceae. Bases 215 to 970 code for a protein of 251 amino acids. The record is from RefSeq and is a predicted model, not a curated record. The transcript is spliced from 3 exons.